This is a messenger RNA of Scutellospora calospora, 1197 nucleotides long. The record is from the annotation of a GenBank genome assembly. NCBI's taxonomy places the organism in Eukaryota, Fungi, Glomeromycota, Glomeromycetes, Diversisporales, Gigasporaceae.
AUGUCUCAACAUCAUAUAGGUGGCUCCGAAAGGCAUAGGUUCACAACUGAUAUUAUUGUGCUUGGUACAAAACCUACAAAUAAGUAUAAUACUUAUUGUGUAUGUAAGGCUUGUGACGAAAAACUUAGCUGGGAAGAAACUUUAAAAAACCUAAUUACCAAUAAAAAAAAUAUUAUUAGAAAUCAUCUUAAAAAUUGUGAACACUUUCGUGCAAAAAGAGGGUCAGAAGAAACAGUAAGGUCAUAUUUAGAUGAUAUGAAUGAUGAAACCUCUAGUAUUUCUUCAAUACCUUUAAUGCCUAAAAAACUAAGAAAAAAAGCAUCAAAAUCUAAUAUUAUGUCUAAUUUCAUUGUCAAAGAUGUUGCUACAACAAAUCAAGCAACUCAGAAGUUUUUUAAGUUCUUAAAUCCAGCACUUACCCUUCCUACUAGACGAGCUUUAUUGAAUCGUAUUCUUGACGCUGAAUGGAAUAACUUCAUAAAAUCACGUGAACAAAAGUUAGAAGGAGAUGGCAUUGGAGUUACCUUAGCAUUUGAUGGGUGGAAAAAUAUUUUGAAACAAAAUAUUUUUGGUUCAUUAUUUAUUUUAUCAAAUGGAGAAGUUCAAGUUUGGGAAGUGAUUGAUAUUAGUUCAGAACGAGAGCGGAUGAUUGAUAUUAUUCCUAAAAUUGAAAAAAUGAUCAGUGAUACAUCAAUUAUAGGGGCAAAACUAUUGGCAAUAGUUUCUGAUAGCGUACCUGCAUAUACCGCUACUAGACGUAGGCUACGAUUGCAAUAUUCAGAAAUUGUUUUAUCCCUUGCUUCACUCAUCAAUAAUGAAAAAGUAUUAGCUAUGUGCCAAAUUCGUGCCUCAAUUAACUUUUCCCAACGCAAACAACAAGUUCAUACCUAUAAUACUAUGUAUAACCAAUCUAGCGCAUCACUAAUUGGUAAAACUAUAGAUGUACAAAAUGAAUUUGAAGCAGAUCUAGAUGAAGAACACAACGAGUUGUAUAAUAUAGAACUAUCAAAUCUUGAGGAUUGGAAAAAUCAAUUAUGCGAUUGGGAACAAAUGCUAACAGAUGAAGAGGUUGCUAGAUUAGAAGGUGAAAAGGAAGAACGUGAUAAUCAUGACAAUAUGGAAAGUGAUUUGCUAAGCAAUUAUAAACAUCCGGCAGUAGACGACAAUGCAAAAUGGAAAUUAGAGAGUUUAUUUAGU